Molecule: messenger RNA, 402 nt
Organism: Plasmopara halstedii
Lineage: Eukaryota; Oomycota; Peronosporomycetes; Peronosporales; Peronosporaceae
Product: mutatorlike transposase
Exons: 2
Coding region: 1-402 (133 amino acids)
Source: RefSeq, a predicted model, not a curated record
AUGGCGUGUGUCAUGGAGAUGGCCUCGUACCAAGAAAAUCUCGGGACACUAGAGAUCCCAGAGGAUGAUUUGCUUACAGCUGACCUUAGUAUCUCCCCAGCAACGUAUGUUCGACAAGCAGGUCGUCCAAGGAAACGACGUAUCAGAUCCCAUGGUGAGAGCAACAUGCCGAUUAACAGCAUAGGUCAAAUUGUCGAUCAGCAUAUAUUUAUCUCGAACAUAGACUGGUGGGGUAUACUAAGGUCAGCUGUAAGUAAACCGUCCUCAGGGAUCUGUAGUGUUCCGAGAUUUUCUUGGUCCGAGGCCGUCUCCAUGGCACACGCCCUCAAUGUAACGGUGAACCAAGAAUGGCUACACUCGGUAAUUUUACCAGCUCUCGUAUAUUUAGUGUUUAAAACAUAG